CUUUAAAGAAGGUUUCGAAACGUCAACGACUCGGCCAAACUCAGAUUGAGACCCGGGGAGAGAGAGUCGGAGAGUCGGGGAGUCGGAGAGAAUCGGAUCCAUUUGACACUCCUGAUUGUAUUUCUCUGCUCUCUGAUUUCGUCUUCAGCUCUUCACUGCAAUACAGCGAAGAUGAGCACAGUCGUGCAGGGUUUUACCAAGUCGCUUGCCAUGACUGUUCUCUCCGAAAUCGGCGACAAGACGUUUUUUGCCGCCGCGAUCCUGGCUAUGCGGCACCCUAGGAGACUUGUCUUGUCCGGUUGCCUUGCAUCUUUGAUUGUGAUGACUAUUCUUUCUGUUCUUGUUGGCUGGGCUGCUCCAAAUCUGAUGUCUCGUAAAUGGACUCAUCACAUAACAACAUUAUUGUUCUUUGGGUUUGGGCUAUGGUCUUUAUGGGAUGGAUUUACAGAGGAAGGGGAGGCUGAAGAGUUGGCUGAAGUCGAAGCAAAAUUGGACGCUGAUUGGAAGGCCGAAACAGCAACCACUAAAAAGAGUAGUAAGGAUGACGAUGAUUUGAAAAAGCAGAAACGGCCGUUUCUCGCACAAUUCUUUUCACCAAUCUUUUUAAAGGCAUUUUCUAUUACUUUUUUUGGUGAAUGGGGUGACAAGAGUCAGCUAGCUACCAUUGGUUUGGCUGCAGAUGAGAACCCAUUUGGUGUUGUUCUUGGUGGAAUUAUAGGACAAGCAUUGUGUACUACCGCAGCUGUCCUUGGUGGAAAGAGCUUGGCAUCUCAAAUAUCUGAGAAAUUUGUUGCACUCUCAGGUGGAGUUCUUUUCAUUGUUUUUGGGAUUCAAUCCUUCCUUUCUACAGUUCAGUCAUGACACUGAUGAUCUUGCUAAUGGUAACAUCAAAGGUUUUCUACCGUGGUUAGGGCAGCUGCUAAAUGUGUUAUCCUUUGACGAUUGUGAUUCUUUUUUAAAGCAGCGGGCAGCAACAUUUGUUAUACUCUGGCCCGUGACAAUGACUUAUCACUGGGAUCUCUAUGUAUUAUGAAAACUAGCAUGUAACCUGUGUCAUGCACGGGUUUUUACUAUUUAAAACUGCAUAAUAAAUUAGAACGUUAUAUUUAAUUUAAUAAACAAAAUAAAAUUUUAGGAAUAAUAUUGAAAA
Molecule: messenger RNA, 1150 nt
Organism: Alnus glutinosa
Lineage: Eukaryota; Viridiplantae; Streptophyta; Magnoliopsida; Fagales; Betulaceae
Product: GDT1-like protein 4
Exons: 13
Coding region: 172-861 (229 amino acids)
Biological process (GO): Golgi calcium ion transport; Golgi calcium ion homeostasis; calcium ion transmembrane transport
Cellular component (GO): Golgi apparatus
Molecular function (GO): calcium ion transmembrane transporter activity; manganese ion transmembrane transporter activity
Source: RefSeq, a predicted model, not a curated record